AAAUCGCAGUAGUCCUUCAAUUGUACGAAGACCACUUCGCGUCUAAAGUUACGAGGGAAAUAUAGCAUCGACCAGUACAGUGUAACCCCCUACGACAUGUCCGCGUACACAACACCUACCCAGUCUAGAGCGACUUCGGGAUAUUCCCAUGUUAGUCAUGUUGCUGCCCCAGUGGCCGAAUCUCGGUUACCGGUUGAACUAGAUGCGACAAGAGAUAUAAAAUUAUUUUCAGGUCCCUGUGGUAUUGGCCAACAUAAAAUAAGUCAUAUCAUCGACCACAACGUCUUUCUGGGUAUCGGAGACGCCUCCAAAGAGAAAACCAGCGAAUUGCGGUAUAUCUGCAGAGGGCCCACUGGAAGCAGUACCCAUCUGUCCCCGCGGCACGAACGGGUUGGAGAAAUUGGCUGGAAUUACAGUAGGUUUAAAGAUUACACGAAAACAAAAAGAAUGCCAGUUCGAAAGGUUUACAACAUCGGGAUUAAAGACUGAUGUCCAAGCGAUGUUAACCCUCUACAAUGACUGCACCCAAAAAUCUUGUCACAAGAAAUGCAUGUAAAUUUCAGUGUAUACAGAAAUUAGUUUCAUUUUGUUGAGCUUGCUGUUUCGUUGGGCAGUGAUGAUGUACCACAAUGCAGAGUAAUACCACACGACCAUCACUGACGAUGAAACAUUAUACAAUACCUACUGUAGGGUCUAUGAUGACAUUUUUGUUGUUGUAUACAGGACGCGUUUUUCGCUUUUGUGAAAGUUGAAAUUGUCAUAAUCACCGUCUAUUUCAUUUGAAUUUGUAAUGAACACCAUAUUAUUCAUCCGUUAUGUGAUACCCUGAUGUAUUACAGUUAUGCUAUUCCUAUAAAAUGAAAAUGUAUAAUUAUCACAACCAGACACACUUUACUGGGUACUGAUCACAUUUAAAAUUGCAUCGUGCAUGGGUGUCAAUUCUGUACGUGGUUGGUGCACUUUGCUUUGUAAUAAUUAAAAUGCACACUUAUUCUCAUU
Molecule: messenger RNA, 999 nt
Organism: Saccoglossus kowalevskii
Lineage: Eukaryota; Metazoa; Hemichordata; Enteropneusta; Harrimaniidae
Product: protein SPMIP2-like
Source: RefSeq, a predicted model, not a curated record